This is a messenger RNA of Colletotrichum tamarilloi, 333 nucleotides long. RefSeq lists its product as uncharacterized. The record is from RefSeq and is a predicted model, not a curated record. The transcript has a single exon. Bases 1 to 333 code for a protein of 110 amino acids. NCBI's taxonomy places the organism in Eukaryota, Fungi, Ascomycota, Sordariomycetes, Glomerellales, Glomerellaceae.
AUGAGGCGUGCGGAUGGACAGGCAAUACCGCAGUGGAAAGGCACCAAAAGGAUCGCGAUGACGGGCGAUCGUGGGUUCGACCCAGUGGGGGUCUCCCAGUUCAUUGUGCACCAGUAUACCAUAUGGAUGCGCAGCUGUAGUCUCCGGAUUCUCACCAGUACCAGUCAUCUGCCAUUCGAACGGAGCGUCGGAGACAAUGUGAUGCUCGAAAGUGACCCAUUGUUGGUAUGGGGUUCCGAUGAUGUAUGGCAGGCACAUCUCAAUAGGAAAUCCGAUUUGCAUCAUCUUCUCCAUGCGCGCAUGUGCGGUGAUGGAUGUCUAUGGGGCAUAUGA